Messenger RNA from Drosophila miranda, 1283 nucleotides. RefSeq names its product protein immune deficiency (gene imd). The record is from RefSeq and is a predicted model, not a curated record. The coding region runs from base 121 to 945 and encodes 274 amino acids. Gene Ontology annotation, molecular function: protein binding. The transcript is spliced from 2 exons. Lineage: Eukaryota; Metazoa; Arthropoda; Insecta; Diptera; Drosophilidae. Gene Ontology annotation, biological process: signal transduction.
CCCAAUCGUUAGUCUGCCACCUCUAACUUCCAAACACAAAGAGUAAAAAAACCCUAAGUCUGUGGAAUUUCCGGAACUUUAUCUAUUUAUUGACAAUCGAGCAACCACGACAGACGCAAUAUGCCAAAGCUGAAGAACUUGCUGCCCAACAUAUUUGGCGGUAGCAAGGAGGCACCAAGCAUGCAAUCUGAGGGGCGACUUGAAACAGAUGCAGCGCCUGUCGAUGAUAGCGAGGCAGAUAACAAUAAUAGUGGAGCCUUGGCGCUGCCGUCCAUCAGGACCCCGACAGCCUCAGCGGAUCUGACGGAAUCGGUAUUGCGGGAGCUUUCCGACCCAAACUACAACUCCAUGGAUGUUGUGCAGUCCGCCAACAUUCCUGGGACCGGCGGGGACCUCAGCACAGUCAACACGAACAACACCAUGAACGUCCACAGUGCACAGCAACAGGUGGUUAUGAACUUCUCAAAUGCAAGCAAUCUACACUUUGGCUCCGUGUACAACUUUAACCAAAAUCUAAGCGCCAGCAGCUCGCGGAAGAGCAGUACAAGCACAAUUGACGAGGUGGCGGCCUCGCCAGACGGUAAACGUUCCAAUGGUACGCGCAAGACUGUCAGCAUAGUGGCCAUGAUGCAGUCUCAGGAUGAGCCGGAUCCGCGGCUGCUGGACGCGGUGGCUACCCAUUUGGGCGAGGGAUGGAAGCAGGUGAUGCGGGACUUGGGCCAUUCUGAGGGCCAGAUUGACCAGGCCAUAAUUGAUCAUCAAAUGCACGGCAAUAUCAAAGAGGUGAUUUACCAACUUCUGCUCCAAUGGGUACGGAGCUCUGAGAGCGGCGUGGCUACCGUCGGACGACUCACAACGCUGCUUUGGGAGUCACAGCAUCGCGAUUGCGUGCAGCGCUUGAAACUGGUUUGGAAGGCAUUAGAGAAGCGCAAGAAGAACAGUUAGCUGAAUGAUCACGUCCACUCCAAACGAAAAUGAUCUAUACGAUGCACUCUUUCAACGAUCAACCCCCUUGGAAAGAGCAAGCUUUAUUAAAUUCUUUGUUUACUGACAUGUGUAAGCUGUUUAAUCAGGCCUCUCUUUAAACGACAGAGAGAGGGGCCAGCAUUCAACCAUUUGUGCAAUAUUUGUUUAAAUAAUCCAAACAUUCGAAUAAGUACAUAGAACUUUGUCCUAAAUCAUUUAUAAACCAGUUUGCCUUUCAGAUGUGAUAUUUUUUCGUAAAAGGGCCCACAUAACCACAAACAUACAAUGUACUAAAAAAUGAAUUUUGAAUUUUGAAA